AUGAAGCUUGUUGCAAAAGAUGCAGUAGUUAUAGUAAGUUAUUUUAAUAAUGUUAACCAUGAAUAUUGGAUGAAAAGGCUUCAUGAUGAACAAAUGGGUUUGUAUAGGAAUACAUAUGGUUUAGUAUCACCAAAUGAUACCAAGUGGAACUCAAAUUAUGUUUGUUAUGUAAGUGUAAAAGAACUUAAAGAUCUUAUGAAACUUUUUGUAAGAUGUUUGGAUAAAUUACAGGUGGAUAAGGCACAAUUACAUGAUGUUAUAUUGUCAAUUAAAGUCAUCAUGAUCAAGAAAUAG
Entrophospora candida is the source of this 294-nucleotide messenger RNA. Lineage: Eukaryota; Fungi; Glomeromycota; Glomeromycetes; Entrophosporales; Entrophosporaceae. The record is from the annotation of a GenBank genome assembly.